GCUGCCGACAUAACGAAGGUGCUGACCCACGCUUUCGAGGAAGUGCAUUUCAAUGUCGAGGCAACGGCCCAGGUAGAUCAGUGGUCCACAGAGACCAGCGGUUGCACUGCGGUUGCCACUCUCUGGAAGGGGAACCAGGUUUACAUUGCGCACGUUGGCGACUCCCGCUGCGUCAUCGGAAGCAAGUCCCAAAUUCUGCAUGAAAGUGCUGACCAUAAGCCUUCCAAUGCAGUCGAGAAGCAGCGCAUCGAGGAGAAUGGAGGUGAGAUCCACACCGAGGUGUACCCUGAUGGCUGGACGGAGCACCGAAUCUUUGUGAAGGGCACCGACAAGCCAGGACUCAGCAUGAGCAGAAGCAUCGGUGAUCAGAUUGUGAAGCCCAUCGGUGUCAUGCCGACACCAGAGGUCAGGAAAGUGGAGAUCCGCAAGGAGGAUGAACCAUUCAUGGUACUCGCCUCGGACGGCGUGUGGGAGUUUCUCACCUCG
Messenger RNA from Symbiodinium sp. CCMP2456, 486 nucleotides. NCBI's taxonomy places the organism in Eukaryota, Dinophyceae, Suessiales, Symbiodiniaceae. The record is from the annotation of a GenBank genome assembly.